Molecule: messenger RNA, 5459 nt
Organism: Drosophila mojavensis
Lineage: Eukaryota; Metazoa; Arthropoda; Insecta; Diptera; Drosophilidae
Exons: 5
Coding region: 128-5332 (1734 amino acids)
Source: RefSeq, a predicted model, not a curated record
CAGUUUACAAUUUAACUUCAAUGAAUCGAGUAUAGUUUUUCGAUAGAGUCUUUUACACAAUACAAAAUUUUUUGUUUAAAGAUUUAACUUUCUCUUUUGCUAAAUUAAUAGUAUAUAAUUUGCAAAAAUGCUUAAAAAAUUUGUCGAGGUUAAUGCGGACGAGAGUCCUUCAGUAAAUCCAUAUGCCGUACGCACCUAUAUGGGUGAUAAUGUUACAACGGAAUGGAAAGUUGAGAAUUGCCCGCCUCGGGAUCGAGUUUGCAUGAAGAAACCGCCAAAUUCCACAAUUUCACAUGUUCUAACCAUUGAGGAUGAGCUGCGACGUCUGCAUCAAAAAGCCGAAGAGUCUCGGUUCGCUCGUCCUUAUAAAAAAAGUUGCGAUCUCUACGAUGAGUUCACAAUGUGCAUCAUACCACAACGGCUGCCAGGCGAACUAAAGACAAAUGCCGAAAUGCGCGAGCGCAUCCUGUUGUCUAAAACGGAUGCUGGACUCGUUGAGCACGAUGCGCGUCUAUCUAAGUCCUGCCCCAAGGAUUUAGUUGUACUAAAUAGUCCGAUGAACUUGAAUGAAGAGGAAGAGGAGGAAGACGCCGGCGAGGAGGAAGAGACCGAAGUCAAGCCACAAAAAGCCACGCCCGAAUGUUCUUCCAGCAUGAUUAUUAUACCCGACAAACGCAUGCUUGAGUUGAAACGCCCCAAGAGUCGCAUUUAUUUGAAUGAAACACAAGUCGGACCCUUGGAAGAGCUGCCGUUCCCCACAUAUGAUCCACGCGUCAUUCAAGAGAGCUUGGAGGGUGAAAAUCUGAGAUCAUACGACAUUAUCGAAGGCUGCAAUCCCCAAGAUCUGUGGACCUGGAAUGUGGGCUUGCAGAAGCGUGAAAUCGAAAUGGAUCAAGAUUUCAUAACAGCUUCGUUGCCUAAAUAUGGUCACGACGUCGGACUCACCGUCUAUAAUAUACCCACGCAGCUGGAGAAGACAUUCACAGCCGAGAUCGUGUUUGGCAAUCGUAACAUUUAUCCUGAACCCAAAAAGGAACCACAUCGUUCAAACUUUUACAAUCGACCCAGCGAGGUGGCCUGCAUCAUUGUGGCCUUCGUGGAGACCUAUCAAGUGAAUCCCGAUUUCUGGACGGCCGGUACCAUGGACGGCAUACUGAAACGUGGCGUAAAGCUGACAAAGAAGAGCAUCUCACUCAAUUACAAAUCGGAGGACACCGACUUUGACAUACUGCCCCAGGUGAUGGAGCGCCAGGCAGCUGUCAAGAUCAAGAUCCACUUCACGGGCCUGUUCAAGAAUGAGCCCAAUCUGUAUAAGGCGCUGUCGCUGUACUUCUCCAAGUACAACGCCUGCAUCUUUGUCUCGCGCGACAUGUUCAUGUUGAUCUGGAAGCGUUGCGUCGACUCCUUCUUCAUCUUCGAUCCGAAUGGCCGCAACGAGCUGUGCCAGCGUGACUUCGAGGACGGCAUGUGCUCGCUGAUGGCGACACGGUUCAUGGAGCAUCUGGUGCACUUGAUAACCCAGUUCAGCGACUUGACGGGCGAGGAUGAGUUUAGCAUAUACGAGAUAGCUCUGUCUCAGUACGGCAAACUGAAGGAGCCGAUCAUUGGUAAGAGCAAGGCGCAGCCUUUCCACAAGCUGUGGGCCGUGGUUAACGAGAACUUUGCGGUUAAGACGGGCGGCAAUAGCGGCAUUCAGCAGCCCAUCUCUGGCAAGGAGAAAAAUGCCUCGCUCGUUGUCUCGCUGAUUGCGCUGAUCUACUCGGAGUUCGAGCUGGCCAAGGUGUGGCGCCCCAUGACCAUUGACGAUAUCAUUCGGUACGGCGUUGCCUACUACAAGACGCUGCGCAAAAAGUUUCGCUUGGAUGGCAAGCGCUGGAAGAACAAGAAGCCCGAACUGAACGUCGUCGACUUGCCGGAGAUGUUCCUGAUGGGCGCAUUCAAGGCCACAGUGCGCAAGAAGCCUUUCCUAAUUACCGGCCAUGUCACCGACUGCAAGACGUACCUGGAAUCGCAGCUGACGCACGCCUUGUACAAUCUCUUCAAGAUGCCGGAGUGGCCAGCUGCCCUGCUGCAGAUCGACAACUCCGUGCUGGGCGUGUGGCGGGACCGUGAAUUCUUCUAUGCCUUCGAUCCGUUUCGACGCAAUCGCGUGGGCAUGGUGGUGGAUCCCGAUGAUUAUCGUAUCAAGGGUCUGGCAGUCCUGCAGAUGCACACCACAUUCGAUUCCUUUGUGCGUAUCAUUUACCAGAACGCGUUGAAGAUGCGACGCGGUGGUAAAUUCUUCAUUCACGGCAUUCGCACGGGCUGCAUACGGCCGCUGCAGGUGAUGACGCAGGAGUCGAACAAGUUUCCGGCGAUGCAAAUGGGUCUGCCCACGUUCACCGACGAGCCGGGAGAGGCGCCGCUGGCGCAAAAGCAGAGCAUCGAGAGCAUUCCGGAGGAGGAGCGAUUUCCCACCAAAGAGGAGCGCGAAUUCGCCGAGGAACUCAUUCUGGAAAUCAUCAAUUCGAUUAUUAAGGAAAUACCUGAGCAGAGACUGGAGCGGCCCUAUAUGUACAGACAGGCACAGAAGGUACUCCUGGCCUCAGACAAGGAGAACCUGCGUGCGCUGCGUCUGAAGAUCAAGCGCGGCUACGAGCUGGAAGAGGAGGAGCCGGUCGAUCUGAAGCGUGUGCUGACCAUCGAGGAAGAGCUAGAGCUCAAGUCCAACUACCAAACGCUGCAUGAUGGCGCCUACAUCAUAAUGGGCACCACGAAGCUACCUCAACUGGAUCCCGAAAUGACCAAGCUGGGCGGUGUGCUGGCUGCCCUAGUGGCCACCGCAGUCUCCGCCAAGUACAAGGUGUCCACCUGGAACGCCGAGCUGGUUGAGUUCUGCAUCUAUUCGGUUAACAAGUUUGGUGAGGAGUAUCAGAACUACGAGCUAAUCCUCGCCUGCCUGCUGAACAAGAAACUGCCGGACAUUGCCGUAGGCGAGAGCAACUUCUCGUUGGUGGUGAGCGAGGUGUACAAGUCCUCGGUGUCAUCGUCGCUCCGUCAAGAUCUUCUCGAGCUGCUCAUCGACAAUAACCGGGUGCUGGUUGUCUGCCAGCAUUUCUCCUGCGUCAUAUUCAAGCGCUACAAUCUGCUGUACAUGUUCAUUGGCUUUCCGUGCAAUGCGGUGGGAUAUCGCAAGGGCGGAGCAGGCCCGGCCUGCAUGAUGCGCUUCAUUGAGCUGGACUCGCUGAUCCGUCGCAUUGAGUUCGGCUGCAAUCCCCAGGGCUGUUCGGUGAUGAACUACAUUGUGGCUGCCAUUAAGAUUGUGGAUAAUAAUAUCAAGGGCCAUUUCCGACGCUGGAACAAGGCGGAUGAGGACGCUGAGUAUAAUGCAGAGCUGGCGCGCAAGAAUAAAAUGCAAGAGCAGCGCCUGGAGAAGAUGCGCGUGAUUGAUGAGGAGCUGAGGAAGGAGAAUAAGCGUAUUCAGGACUAUCUGACGGCCAAACAGGCGCACGAAGAUCGUAAGAAGGGCAAGAAACCCGAGUACAAGGAUCUGGGUAUCGACGAGGGCGUUGACGAGGAGCAACUGGAGCUCAUGGAAAUGGAUGAGGAGGAGGAGGGCGAGGGUGAAGAAGAAGUGGAACUGAAGCACAAGCCCGGCAAGCAUCUGCCCAAGGAGGUGCGCAAGGCCUACAAGCCGCGUCCCAUCCUCUAUGGCUAUCGCAUGCGCGAAAAGGAUUGCAACUUCAAGAUCCAGGGCAGCAUGAACCUGGAGGGCCGCGCAGAUGGCAGCUUCAAGGAGAUCAAGCCUUGCUACUUUGCCUCUGCCCUGGCCAUACUCAGCGUCUCGCUGCGUCCACUCAAUCGCUGGAACUCGUACCGCAUCGACCGAGUGAUCACCCAUGCCAAGUCGAUAGCGACGCGCGUCUGUGAUCUGGAGUCCGUUUUCGAGCGUGUGGUGCGCCACGUAACGAUUGAUGAGUAUGAGUUCGACAUCUGGAUCCGCAUCCUAGAGCCGCUGGGCAUGUGGACGCCGGCACCGAAACCAGUUACACUGUCUCCCGAUGCAGCGCUGGUCACGAUCAAGAAGAAGAUGCAGAAAUUGCUAAACACGCGCAAAUAUCUGAUGAUAUUUACGCCGAACGGUUGCUUCGCCCUUUACCACGACGAGUUCUAUCAUUUGUUCGAUCCGUAUGCGAGCAUGGACAAGCCAGGCGAGGAGGAGGAGGAGGAGGCGGCCGACGCCGGCGGCGAAGAGGGUGACAAGAAAAAGAAGAAGAAGUGCCCGAAGGGACCCAAACGCUACCCAGAGCGCAACACCGCCUCCUGGGUGCUCUUUGCCGACGUGGAGAGCAUGUUCAAGUAUAUAGAUAAGCGUAGCUCCCAGCCAGACUGGAAGGAGCGCAACCAGUACAUGUUCUAUGUGGUCGACGUGCUCUCAUACAAGAAGGCAGCGCCCAAUGCACGCAUCCUACAGCUGCUGACUGAUCUGUCGAUACCCAUGACCUGCUCCAAUCGCCAGUACGGACGGCCGGAGUAUGAGAUAUGUGCCACCAACGAGUCCCUGGGCUGGCUGGAGCUGGAGAACUGCCUGCCCGUCUGGAGUCGCAUGAACCGUCGCAACACAGCUGGAAAGUAUCGCAACCUGCCGCUGAGCAAGCUCAAGAAGUACGACGUGGAGAUCGAAGGCCGUCUCUGGUCCCUGUGGGGCAAUCUCCAUCCGGAGGCGCCGGUCUUCGAAGACUCGCUGCGUGGCCGGCAGUACCUGGCCAUCUAUGUGGUUGCCUGCUGUGCGGCCAGCGUGUACAACCUAAUGGACUGGAGUGCUCAGCUGCUCGACACGAUUGUCGUGAGUGGCAACAAAUACUUCCAAGAGAGCAUUGCGCAAAUCACUCAGGAAGACUACGAGUUCUCCUUGGAGAACCUCAACAUUGACUGCUCACUCGAAACAAUCAACUUUGUGGUUCACAUCGAGCAUGUCUGCUAUGGCAAGCUCUACCGCGUGCCCACAUUCAAUCGGAUGAAUCUCUCCGAGGCGCUCAUCUACUUCUUCAGCCACUACCAAUUCGGCGUGGUGAUGGUGCGUAAGCGUGCUCUGGCCAUUGGCUUCUGUCCGGGCCACGACGGAGGAUACUUCAUGUACGAUUGCCAGGAGAAGGAUCAACCGCUGUUCCCCAAGCAGCAGGGCGCCUCGUAUCUGCUGCGCACUCGGCAUCUGCAGGUGCUGCUCUACUGCAUCGUCGUAACCCUGAAUGUGCCCUUCUACAACAUUGACUUCAGCAUCCACAAGGUGGAGAUGCUGCGUGAGGGCGCUACAGUCGAGAACGAAGAGGAGGAGGAGGAGGGUGAUCAGUAGAGCUGUAGUGCAGUGGCGGUCUUCGAGUGUAGUUAGUGACGACUAUAUCUGUGUUUUAGAAGUAAUUAUUAAAUAUAUUGAAUUUUAUAGAACGGCUUUCCAAUAAACUGAACAACCACAAAACAGA